Molecule: messenger RNA, 684 nt
Organism: Eruca vesicaria subsp. sativa (arugula)
Lineage: Eukaryota; Viridiplantae; Streptophyta; Magnoliopsida; Brassicales; Brassicaceae
Source: the annotation of a GenBank genome assembly
AUGUCGUCUAGGUCUUGGAACGUCAGUGACGUGGUGGGCGAGAGCAAAGACUGGAGGAGUGAAGGAGCUGUCACUCCUGUCAAGUACCAAGGCCAAUGCGGAUGUUGCUGGGCGUUUUCGGCUGUAGCAGCAGUGGAAGGUGUGACUAAGAUCUCCAGCGGGAACCUCGUAUCUUUGUCCGAACAACAGCUUCUAGACUGCGACAGAGAGUACGACCAAGGCUGCAACGGUGGGAUAAUGUCGGAUGCUUUCAACUAUAUAAUCCAAAACCGAGGCAUCGCUUCGGAGGAGUCUUACUCGUACCAAGGAUCAGACGAAAGAUGCCGGACCAAUGCAAGACCCGCUGCACGGAUCAGCAGUUUCCAAUCAGUUCCUAGUAACAACGAGCAGGCCUUGCUCGAGGCCGUGUCGAGGCAACCCGUCUCUAUCUCGAUGGACGCAAGUGGGGACGGGUUCAUGCAUUACUCAGGGGGAGUAUACGACGGGCCUUGUGGAACCAGCUCGAAUCACGCGGUUACGUUUGUUGGGUAUGGAGUGAGUCAGGACGGGACGAAAUAUUGGCUGGCUAAGAACUCUUGGGGUGAGACUUGGGGAGAAAAUGGUUAUAUUAGGAUCCGUAGAGACGUGGCUUGGCCUCAGGGCAUGUGUGGUGUAGCCCAAUAUGCUUUUUAUCCGGUUGCAUAA